GCGAGGCUGACUCCCGACGUCGGCUGACCGUCGCGUCGGCUGACCGUCGCAGCGAAUGUCGGCAGUGUCGCAGUUCAUGGCGGAGCGUCCAGUCAGCGGGGGCGGUGGCGUUCCGGGCGUGCCGCCGUUCCCCGUGCCUCCGUUCGUCAUCCCCAACGAGGAGCACGGCGGCGAGCACACCUACGUCGGCAAGCGGAAGCAGCUGUACUGCCGGCACGGCGUGAACCUGGCCGUCCUGCCCGGCGGCCAGGUGGCCGGCACGCAGGAGCCGUUCAACAAGUACGCCGUGCUGGAGGUGACUGCCGUCGAUUUGCAAGAGGUGCGAAUGCGGGCUGUGGAGACCGGACUAUACGUGGCCAUGGACGGCAGAGGGCGCCUCUACGGAGAGCGUGACGCCGACCAGAUUGGCUGCAUCUUCGUCGAGCAGCUGGAUGGCGGCUACCUGACCUACCUCAGCAAGAAGAACGCCCACUGGGGCUGGUACCUGGGCUUGAAGCGCAGCGGCCGGCCGAAGCCGGGGCCGCGGACGCGCUGGGGUCAGAAGGCCGUACAGUUCCUCUCCCGGCGAGCCACCCGGCCCGUGUAACGCCUCGCGGCGCGCAGGCGCGUCCAGGACAACGGUAUGGGGUGACGCGUGCUCACCGGGAAUGUCUCAGUGGUGGCCUCUGGAAGCGUCACGCCGCGUGGCAUGCUGCAGGCGUCCACCAGCGUGACCUUGCAGUUGAGUGCAUCGCCGUCCAGCCUGCCUUGCCUGCGUGCCUGAGUGCGCCCCUGGCACACGCCGGAGACGGUACGCGUUGGAUCUGCUGUUCCCGGUGCGCCACUGGCCUUGGCGAGUGUGGGUGGGACCUGCCGCACAUGAGCGCGCCGCCGCACGGGUGCCGCACCUGACGGGACGGUCGAGGUCACGGGGCGUCGCCCACUGCCGGCGAGACGACCGUCGAGACCUUGCUCCACUGAAGACGGGAUGUGUAGCGGCGGCUUCCGGUCCGCUGUGGUCUGCGACCUGGCCCAGACGUACACGGAGACGGAAGUGCGAGCGGCCAGCUGUAGACCUCACUGCCAGUGACCUGCUGACGCACUUAGCGGCUGGGCACGACCCGGGCACGAAAUCUCGGCGCUCUCGACCUGGCUGCACCUGACAGCAGAGUCUCAACACCUGAAGGCUCUCCGUCCGUCACAUGAUGUCAGUAUACCCUUGUGUCGUGUUUCUGUGUCGUUGACCUGGUAAAGAGGUCUUGGCGUCUGCCAACUACCCUUCAUGACCUAGUAACGAGGUCAUCGUCAUCGCCAUCGUCAUCGCUGUCGACCGUGUAACUGACGCGACAGAGUGUCCAGGCUUGUGUCAGCGCCGUCUUCAACGUUUCGCACCGUCCACUGGGCGAAAUUGUUCGGCAGUUUUAAUCCCAGGAUGUUCCAGAGGCAGGCGCGUGGUCCGAACACACGUUGCACUGCCGCGCGUGUCACGGCGUCAUGGAAUGGGCCGGCUGGCGAGAAAGCGUGCUCCAGGGCCUCGGAACUCGGGGCCGGCCGACGAGAGAGCGUGCUCCAGGGCCUCGGAACGCGGGGCUGGCCAGCGAGAGAGCGUGCUCCAGGGCCUCGGAACGCGGGGCUGGCCAGCGAGAGAGCGUGUUCCAAGGUCUCGGAAUUCGGGGCCGGUCGGCGAGAGAACGUGCUCCAAGACCUUGGAAAGCGUGCCAUGCAGUAUUAAUGUCUGGGGUCUGAGCGGGUCUUGGUUCUUGCGUCUGUUGGAGCGUACAGUAUUCUUUGCAACGAGCAAGAGGUGAUCGUGAAUCUAUAUCGAUGUUUUCAACUCUGACAACGCUGCCUAUGUUAAGCAGAACGUCCUUGGUCAUGACGCUGAAGGUGCCUCUCUAGCUCUCUAUUGGUGCCUUCACCAUGCGUUUCAAACCUUAUGGGAAGAUUCCUAGCUUUGACUGACCCAAAAGCAGGGGAAACAGUCCGUCAGCAUUGCUGUGCGGCGACUGACACCCAGUGGCCGAGGUCCUCGAUGUCGAACAUCGCCUCACCGCACGAACCUGCCACCGAAAUAUGUGCUUUACGUUUCUGAUACCAGGGCAUCGUGGUGAACCAUGCCGAUGUACGCUCAUUUCUUUCAGCCCGCCUGCAGUGUCACGCCACUCGGGAAAUGGCGGCUCGGCUUUCUGCCACAAGCCCUCAUGUCUCUGUACGUUUGUGGACCAACAGAUGUAGCCCCGGCGUUGUGGGUUAAAGCUGCGGGUUGUUUUGCCGCGUUGUGGGUCCUAGCCAUUGAGGCUCCUCACUGCACCCGCUUCGUAGCGUACCAUUCGACUCGUCCGCUGUAAUAUGAUGUCAUUCUUUAACCCUCGGCUCGUGUCGUGGCGCUGUGGUCAAUAAGCGGCGAGGUGCCAGCGCACUGUUUCUCUAAUAAAAC
Messenger RNA from Pollicipes pollicipes, 2416 nucleotides. RefSeq names its product fibroblast growth factor branchless (gene bnl). Bases 56 to 586 code for a protein of 176 amino acids. The transcript has 4 exons. Lineage: Eukaryota; Metazoa; Arthropoda; Thecostraca; Pollicipedomorpha; Pollicipedidae. Gene Ontology annotation, molecular function: growth factor activity. The record is from RefSeq and is a predicted model, not a curated record.